This is a messenger RNA of Cuculus canorus (common cuckoo), 5612 nucleotides long. RefSeq names its product zinc finger protein 585A. Gene Ontology annotation, molecular function: RNA polymerase II cis-regulatory region sequence-specific DNA binding; DNA-binding transcription factor activity, RNA polymerase II-specific. Lineage: Eukaryota; Metazoa; Chordata; Aves; Cuculiformes; Cuculidae. The coding region runs from base 10 to 3159 and encodes 1049 amino acids. The transcript has 7 exons. The record is from RefSeq and is a predicted model, not a curated record. Gene Ontology annotation, biological process: regulation of transcription by RNA polymerase II.
UGUCCGGCCAUGGCCGCGCCGCAGCCUCCGCAGGUGCCCGAGGCGCUGCAGGAGGUCACCGUCACCACCACCCCACCAGGCUUCCCCACAUGUAAUCCUGACCUGCUCACUCAGCCGGAGCAUCCAGAUGAGGUUUGGUUCCCCAACAUCCAGAGCUCGGAGGAGGAGGAAGAGGAACAACUGGCGAGACCUCUCUUGAAGUUGUGGACAAGGAAAAGGAGGCGGUGGAGAAGCUGCCAAGAUGCCGGGAGCUCCUCCGGCUCCAACUCCUCUUAUUCAGAUGAUGGAUGGACGAGUGAGACAGAGGAGGACAGUUCCCAGGAUGAAGAUGGAGGGUCGAUGAGGAAACCCAAAGGUGGCAUCUCCCUGGGCUUCGAGAACCACAAGAACCAUUCGGGAAGGAGAUCAACUACUUCCACCCAAAAUGGGAGGAAAACAAAUGCCAAGAGCCCCUCAGGGAGACAGCAAAAGCACACAUGCAGCAAGUGUGGGAAGAGCUUCAGCCGCGAGUCCUCCCUCCACCAGCACCAGAGGGUCCAUCGAAGGGAGAAGCCCUUCACCUGCUCCAGAUGCAGGAGAAGCUUCACGUGCAGCUCCAGCCUCAGGAACCACCAGAAGACCAACUGCCAAGAGAAACGCCACCAGUGCCCUACGUGCGAGAAACGCUUCGCAUCCACCAAAUCCCUCAGAACACACCGCAAGCUCCACCUGCGGAACGGACCAUACCAGUGCUCCGACUGCGGGAAGACCCUCGCCUCCAACGCAGCUCUUGUCACCCACCGGAGGAUCCACACUGGCGAGAGACCCUACCAGUGCGCCGACUGCGGGAAAACCUUCAUGGCCAGCAAGUCCCUCAGCAAACAUCGCAGGAGCCACAGGGAAAGCUCUGUCUUUGUGUGCCCAGACUGUGGCAAAAAACUCACUUCCAAGUCCACCCUCGUCAUCCACCGUCGGAUCCACACGGGGGAGAGACCCUACGAGUGUCCCGACUGCGGGAAAAGCUUCAUGGCCAAGAAGUCGCUCAGCAAGCACCGCAAGACGCACCUGGCGGAGGGGACCUACACGUGUCCUGACUGCGGGGCCGUCUUCUCAAAGAACUCCACCUUAAUUGCCCACCUGCGGACCCACCGGGGCCAAGCCCCGUACCCCUGCUCCGACUGUGGGGAAGCCUUCUUUGAAAGCUCAACGUUUAAGCAACAUCUGAAAAAGCACUUGGUGAAGAAACCCUACCAGUGUCCUGACUGUGGGAUCGGCUUCACGGUCCAUUCGGGUCUUCUCCUCCAUCAGAAAAGCCACGUAGGACCCAGGCCCUAUGUCUGCUCCGACUGCGGGAAAGCUUUUCGGGAGAACACCACGCUCCGUAGGCACCAGAGGAUCCAUACAGGUGAGAAACCCUACCAGUGCUCUUACUGCGAGAAGAGCUUCCGGGCCAGCUCCACCCUCAUCAUCCACCGGAGGAUCCACACCGGGGAGAAACCCUACAAAUGCACCAAGUGCACCAAGUGCUUCAUGUCCAGCUCCUCUCUCAUGAAGCACCUGCGGGUCCAUCUGCGAAAGGAGAUGCUGGUGGGGCCCAAUCAAUCAAACCCGGCCAGCAACGCAGAGCGUCUGGGUCUGCAGCGGGAAGAGCAGGAUCAGCAUCCCGAGGUCUCCAGAGAGAAAUCUCCCAGCCAAGGGGAGAGCAAGGGUCCCACCUGCGACUUGGACAUAGUGUUCCCGGUAGCAUCUGCGCCGCCCCAGGACCUGCAGAUCGGCCUCAGGGUGGAAGAAGGGGAAGAGAUGGCAGCUCCUGGUCCCACAGGGAGAGAGGAGACAAGUGGCUCCAGGAACAUCCCUGCAGGAGAUGAGAUGCAGAGGGAAGCUGAAGGACACCGCAUGGAGCUGGGAUCUCCUGGUGGAGCCAAAGUGAUGGUAAAAGCCAAAAGGAAUGAGCCUGGGAGAGCUUGUGAGAGGAACCAGGAGAUGGAGAGAUCCCCAAGAACGAAGGAGAGCAACCAGGAGGUGGAGGGAUGCCCAGGGAUGGAGCAGAGAGAUGGACUCACCUGUGAGGAGAGGGAUCAGCAGCUCUUUGCAGAAGGAAGUCUCUACAAGUGUUCCCACUGCCAGGAACACUUCCAGGACCGGUCGGAGCUUAUAUACCACCAGAGGUUGCACAGAGGAGGAAGCAUUUUUAGAUGCCAGGAGUGCGGGAAGGAUUUUGGGGAGAGCUCGGACCUGAGCUCCCAUCAGAAAAGCCACAUGGUAGAAAAGCCAUACCAGUGCCUGACGUGCGAGAAGUUCUUCAAGGACAGGUCCACCCUCAUCAGGCACGAGAGGGUGCACACGGGGGAGAAGCCCUACAAGUGCCUGGAGUGUGAGAAGAGGUUCACCCGCAGCUCAGACAUAAUCGUCCACCAGCGGACACACACCGGGGAGAAGCCCUUUGAGUGCUCCAAGUGUGGGAAGAGGUUCAGCCAACGGUCCAACCUCUUCACCCACCACAUCGUACACACUGGAGAGAAACCUUUCACCUGCCACGAGUGUGGGAAAACCUUUGCCCGGAGAUCAGAGCUCACCAUCCACCAGCGGACCCACACGGAGGAGAAGCCCUACCACUGCUCCCGGUGUGAAAAGUCCUUCCGGGGCAGAUAUGGGCUCUUCAGGCAUGAGCGGUUGCACACGGGCGAGAAACCCUACAAGUGCUCUGAGUGUGGGAAGAGCUUUGGCCAGAGCGGGGACCUCAUCACCCACCAGCGCUUCCACACGGGGGAGAAACCCUACCACUGCUCCGCAUGUGGGAAAUUCUUUUGCAACAAAUCCAGCCUCGUUAAACACCAGAAGUGGCAUUCAGGGGAGAAGCCUUACAAGUGCCACGAGUGUGAGAAGAGCUUUGGGCAGAGCUCGGACCUCAUUGCCCACCACCGGACCCACACCGGGGAGAAGCCCUACCCCUGCGGUGAGUGCGGAAAGAGGUUCACCAGGAAAUCCAGCCUCAUCGUCCACCAGCGUCGACACAGAAGGCAGAGAACAGGAGAACACUCAAAAAGUGGGAAGAGCUUGGAGGAAGACUCCAGCAAUGAUGCUCCCAGGAACGUGGGCGUGGGAGACAGCUCGUCCCCGCACUCUGAGUGUGCGAAGCCCCUUGAGGAGGCAUCAAGCCUCCUUGACCACCAGAGCUGAUUAGAGGAAGGAAAAAACCCUCCGAAGUGCCUGGAUGAGGAGAGAUGGCUUGGUUGGGUUGGGUUGGGUUGGCUUGGCUUGGCUUGGUUGGCUUGGCUUGGUUGGGUUGGCUUGGUUGGGUUGGGUUGGCUUGGCUUGGCUUGGCUUGGUCGGGUUGGGUUGGUUGGGUUGGGUUGGCCUGUUAUCAAGACCAUGCAAGACAAGGAGAAACAAGUGCAGCAUGGGACAACCUCUCACGCCAGGUUUAACCAUUCUGGUGGUCCUAGAGACUCCUCAGGGGAAGAAAAGACUCAAAUGCUCUGGGUGGGUCCAUCAGUCCUGGAGAAAGACCGAGUCCUGAUUUCUCUGUUACCCCAUCAAUUGUCUCAGGCUUCACCCCGCUCCUCCAGCAGCUCCAUCCAAACCUGUUGCUACCCAGUGAGACCCCUCCCGUCAUCCCAUCCCCUCUUUUUUCCCCAACAUAGAAUCACAGAACAGUUUGGGUUGGAAGGGACCUCAAAGCCCAUCCAGUUCCAACCCCUGCCAUGGACAGGGACCCCUCCCACUGGAUCAGAUUGCUCCAAGCCCCAUCCAACCUGGCCUUGAACCCCUCCAUCCAACACCUUGUUGUUCUACUUUUUAACGUCCACUGAGAUGUGAUCCCUGCUCCCCUUCAAGCAUCCAUCGCGUGUCCAGCCCCAACAUCUAAAAACCCUUGACUUUAACCUCUCGAGUUGGUCGUUCCCACCGAGAUUUUUAUUUUACCAUUUGAUAUUUCUGCACACGGCAAAAACCCAAGAAAAUUUUGUCUUGCAAGAGGAACCUUGGAGGAACGAGCACUUUCCCCUCCCAAAGACAAAGACGUUUGUAAUGGUGGAGAGAAUCAAGAGCUCCACUGGGAAUACGGAGUGUCCACUCCGUUCAUCCAAGGGGAAACCAAGAGGUUUUGGAGAAAGGAGCUUGGCUUAAAGGGCUCAGUGGCCCAAAAGGACAAUGUAUACCCAAUAUAGUCAAUAAAUCACCCAUUUCUUGUCAUCGUUGCUGCACGCAGCAGGUGUCCAUGAAUGUCAUGGUGGAAUGAAUGCUCCUCCAUGAGACGUACCAGUGGGAGCUCUAGGCUGUUGGGUUUGACUGGGAGGACACGGUGGUCCAGGCAUGCAGGGCUUCACUUGCCCGGCUCUGCACCCACUUACCUGCCUCUCAUCUCAUCGCCGAAUUGGUCCCAGUGCUUCCUCGCUACUGGUGCCACAGCUGGAGCGUGCAACCAGAUCCAGCUUUUAGCAGUGUGAAGAGGAAAGCCAAAGUCACCUUGUGGGCACAACCCAGAGGCCACGAUGAUGGCACCAGUCCCAAAUUUGCCCCAAAAUGAGGAAACCCUCACCUACCUCACGCCCACCACACAGGAUGGUUCCCCUGGACCUUGGUGGGCACUCAGCAUCUUCCGCACCAGCAACUGUGUGAUGAGGGAGAAGCCAGGAGAGCAGUCCCAUGGGAUGAGGGAACAUCUAGGGUUGAGAUGGAGCCUAGUGCUCCAGGAGGAAGGAUCUGGGGGCUCCAAGUGAUGCAAUGAUGUCCUAAUGAUGACCCAGGUGUCCGAGUGGGGGAACCUAAGCAUUGGAGGAGGGGGCCAGGCGUCUGGGAUGGGGGGGGAUCCAGGAACCUGGGAGUGGGGGGACCCUGGUGUUGGGGAAGGACCCAAACAUUCAAGAUGAGGGGAGACCCAGGAAUCCAGGCCUUCUCUGGACUCGCUCCAUCAGCUCCAUGUUCUUCCUGCGCUGACGAUUCCAGGCUGAACAACUCCAACUCUCCCAGUCUGUCCUCACGCAGGAGGCCCUCCAGCCCUUGGAUGACCUCCAUUGCCUCAUCUGGACUUGCUUUAAUAGUUCCAUGUUCUUCCUCUGCUGAGGACUCCAGAACUGGACACAGGGCUUCAGACGGUGUCUCACCAGAGCAGAGCAGAGGGGCAGAAUCCCCUCCCUGGCGCUGCUGGUCCCAUCGCAGCCCAGGACACGGUUGGUUUCUGGGCUACAAGCGCUCAUUGCCAGUUGAUGUCGAGCUUCUCCUCCACCAUCACCCCAAGUUCUUCUCUUCACGGUUGCUUCCAAACCAUUCUCAGAGCCCAGAUCCAUUUGGGAAUGUGCCGACCCAUGACCAAGGAUUUAAAAAAGACCUUGAAGAUGGGCGAUGGGAUGAGGGACAGCCCAAAAGAGCAGACGGUUGGCGUGGGGUGUGGUGGGAGCAAGAACAUUAUGAACCAACACAUGGAACCCUUGGAGCAAACUCAAUAAUAAGAGGAAAUAAUUAGCAAACAAAAAGAAACUGUGUCGUUACCCAUCAUCCUACUGCAGCUCAUUUGCAUGAGGUAGGUUUUUCCACUUUUGCUGUCUUUAAAAUCAAAUUUAACCAAUAAGAAGCAUUGACUUUUUUUUUCUCUUCCAUGUAGGACAUCUCAACUCUUCCCACCCCUCCUCUGC